This is a messenger RNA of Darwinula stevensoni, 3316 nucleotides long. The record is from the annotation of a GenBank genome assembly. Lineage: Eukaryota; Metazoa; Arthropoda; Ostracoda; Podocopida; Darwinulidae.
GAGUGUGAAUAAAGGGAAAGCCACACAUGCGUACGAUUCAGUCUUUGCCAUUUCCAGGGAGAGGCCGCUGCUCCUUGCCUCUUCCUGUCUUCGUAACUCGCUUCGUUCAUCUUCUUCAGUCUAGUCGGCUUCUUGAACAUAUUUGAAACCAUGUCGAACAAGUACAAGGUGAAUUACCUGGAAGUGGAACAGGGGAUGAGGAGAGAUGACAGUACGAGCUCUUUCGGUUCCGUCACCCUUCGUCCUUACACCGAAGUCAACUGGGAUGAAUGUUCAGUGGCGAUGUCUCAAGCUCCCCUGGCUCCUCAAAUGGGGGAGAGUCCAUUCUUGGAAGAGCCCGAUCGAGGGAACUGGACGGGGAAGUUCGAUUUCCUACUCUCCCUCCUCGGAUAUUCCGUUGGACUCGGGAACGUGUGGCGGUUCCCCUAUCUCUGCUACAAGAACGGCGGGGGGGCGUUCCUGUUGCCAUUCGUCAUCAUGUUGGUAGUAGCAGGCCUUCCGUUGAUGUUCAUGGAGUUGUCCCUCGGACAAUACGUGAGUCUAGGUCCGAUCGGGCUUUUCGAGAAACUCUGCCCUCUUCUCCAUGGACUUGGUUGGGGCAUGGUCAUCAUCUCUUCCAUCGUCAUGCUCUAUUACAACAUGAUCAUCGCCUGGACCCUCUUCUAUAUGUUUGCCUCGUGGACCUCAGUCAUUCCCUGGACCCAUUGCGAGCCGGAAUGGAGCACUGAGACUUGCUAUUCAUACGAAGACGCGGACAACUGUAUGAAACUGAACGGGACUUACUAUAAUCGGUCGUGUUUCGACAGCGAAACUUCAAUAGCCUUGAAUCUAACUCUCCUCGUCCAAAAUAGGACGAAAGAAACCCCGGCUUCGCAGUACUUCAACAACUACGUAUUGGGAUUAAGUGAGGGGAUUGAAUCGAGUGGGGAGCCCAGAUGGCAAUUGGUACUUUGUCUUUUACUGGCAUGGUCCAUCGUCUUCCUCUGCCUCAGCAAGGGGGUUCAAACCUCCGGAAAGGUGGUGUAUUUCACGGCCCUCUUCCCUUACGUAGUCCUCGUGAUUCUCUUCUUUCGGGGAGUCACCUUACCUGGAGCUGGAACUGGAAUCAUCUACUAUCUAACACCCAGUUGGGACCGACUGACCAGUGCAGAGGUAUGGGGAGACGCAGCGGUUCAGAUCUUCUUCGCCCUGAGUCCUGCCUGGGGCGGUCUUAUCACGUUAGCAUCUUACAACAAAUUCAACAACAAUUGCUUGAAGGAUGCAGUGAUCGUUGCGAUCUCGAACGUGAUGACGUCGUUCUUUGCCGGCUUCGUCGUGUUCGCCGUCAUCGGUUACCUGGCUUACGAAUUGGACAAAGAGAUUAAACACGUGGUCGACGAUGGAGCUGGACUAGCCUUCGUCGUCUAUCCGCAGGUGGUGACUCGUUUGCCCCUGGCCCCACUCUGGGCUUUUCUCUUUUUCUUCAUGCUCCUCACGUUGGGUCUGGAUUCUCAGUUUGCACUGAUGGAGACGGUGACGACGGCGCUGAUGGAUUUCUUUCCCAUGCUUCGCAUUCACAAGGUCUUAGUCGUGGCAGCAGUCAGCUUUGCCGGAUUUCUCGGAGGAAUCAUCUUCUGUACUAACGGUGGAGUAUAUUGGCUUCAACUGAUGGAUCAUUAUGCAGCCAACUGGUCGGUUCUCCUCAUUGCCACGGCUGAAUGCGUCCUCAUGGGUUGGUGGUAUGGAGCUGAAAAUUUCCUUCGAGACAUCCAGGAAAUGAUGGGAAAGAUGUCUCCCCGUUGGGUCAAGUUCUGGGCCAUCGUCUGGAAAUACAUCACUCCGGUGGUUCUUAUGUUCGUCUUGGUGUUUAAUUGGAUCCAAUAUGAGCCGGCAUCGUUUGGGGAGAACUACGUCUUUCCUUUAUGGGCAAAUGUCAUCGGGUGGUGCACAGCGCUCACCCCCAUGGCAGCGAUUUUGCUCAUCGCCAUUCACAAAUUCUGCACGGCGGAGGGCACCUUCCUCCACCGGUUAUGGACGUUGAUGUUACCGACAUCGGACUGGGGACCAGAGCACAGUCGGAAGGAGGCAUUGAGUCGGCCGGCUUCCACCAUCAUGAAUGGACACCCCUCUUCAGGUGGGAUGUUCGCUGGACUCAAUCAUGGACUGCCUUCCAUCCCCGAAAUCCAGACCUCACAUGAAGAUGAUCAACUCUCCUAUAGCGAACAGGCGGAAAAGCCUGAAGUGGACGGCGAAAAGGUGGCUCACUUCAUCUUCGAAUCCAGCAUGUGAUACUCUUCCUCCUCGGACUACAUCCAAUUGUUUGGAUUCUGAGUCAUUUGCUGUUUUUCCCCUGAAAUUUUUUUGGCAUAGUAUGCGUAGGUAGAGAGAGAAUCCCCUCGAUUCAGGUUGUGCCAACUUUUAUUCUUUUUUUAUGCGCAUAGACUUCUAAUCUGAUUUUGUAUCCGUCUCAUCGUGUGCAGUAUUAUGGUGGGGAUUAGAAGGAUUUAGAUUCAGGUUCUCGUCGCUUUUCAUCUAUCAUGUUAUCAUUAACUUAUGUUCCAUAUUUGUCUCAGUGAUGAUUGAUGAGUGAUGCAGUAUUGGUGAUACUUAGAGUGGACUCCACAUAAUAGUUUUUCUCGUCAUUGUUAUUAUCUGAGUCCAUUUCAUGUCCCUCCUUCAAUAUUCCGCGUCCGCCCCCCUCCCCCAAAAUAAUUUUUUCUUAUGAAAUCCUCUCUGAAAUCCUUAUGAAAUCACUGCGUGCGGUGUUGUAGAUGAGCAUAUCACGCCAACCACAGCAUUAUGCCAAUGCUCAAUGAGAGAUCAGUGGGGAAUCCGGUUUUCAGCAGUGGAUAUGAGUAAAACGCAAUUCGAAGUCUAUCGUGUCAAAAUGCUCACUUGCUUAAUCGUUCGCAAUAGCACUGUAUACAUAUAUUAGCUUAGCCAUCUUAAGUUUCAAUGCCAUUGCUAUUAAUCCUUUGCCACGGCUCCAUCUAUCCCUUUGUUUGAUCUCGGUGCCUCAUUGUGAGAGAACAUUUCUCCUGUUCUGACAUGUAAUGUUAAAUCGACAUAGAGAUUUGAAAGAUCUCAGGAAACUUCCUUAGUCGCAGUGAAUGGAAAUGUUAAUAUUAUAGUUUGUGCGUAUGAGGUGAGAUUCACAGUGUUCCCAAGAUCGUUGAAUCAGAUGUGAUGUUCUUUGGCCAAUUAGCAUGAGUUCUUUUGCGACCCGAGUGAAAGAGUUCGAGGGAGAAGGAUCAUUUGCUAAUAGCUAUUUUUAUAGAACCAGUGUCGAGAUGUGUUCAUGUUAUUGAUUCUCUUUUUUUUUUUUGGGGGGGGGGGG